Molecule: messenger RNA, 2118 nt
Organism: Saccharomycodes ludwigii
Lineage: Eukaryota; Fungi; Ascomycota; Saccharomycetes; Saccharomycodales; Saccharomycodaceae
Gene: PCF11
Product: Pcf11p
Exons: 1
Coding region: 1-2118 (705 amino acids)
Biological process (GO): termination of RNA polymerase II transcription
Cellular component (GO): cytoplasm; mRNA cleavage factor complex
Molecular function (GO): RNA polymerase II complex binding; mRNA binding
Source: RefSeq, a predicted model, not a curated record
AUGACAAAUAAAAGUGAAAAUGUUGUAUUGAAAGAAUUCAGCAGCAUGUUAGACGAAUUGACUUUCAAUUCAGGCCCCAUUAUUGCUAGCCUUGCUAAAUUUUCUGAAGAACAUAUUGAAUAUUCUCAACAAAUUGUGGAACUAGUAGAAAAAAAAAUUACCAAAAGUGUACCUAAGCAAAAAUUAUAUGCAAUUUAUGUUUUGGAUUCUAUUUGUAAAAAUGUAGGGAGUCCCUACACCAUUUAUUUCAGUCGAAACUUGGCAAAACUUUUUAAAUCCACCUAUUUAAUUGUUGAUAAUAAAACAAGACAAAGUUUAAUAAAUACUUUUAAAACUUGGGUUAUCCCACCUAACACAGGUGGUACUAAUGAUCCUACUAGUAACACUUAUCCUCUUUUUGAUCAAGACGUAUUAAAGAAUAUCGAAAAUUUUCUAAUUCGAGCUAGUGCCCUACAUGAAAGGCAAAUAAAAAUGGUUACACCAAAACCAACCAUUCCACUAUUACUAAAAGAAAUUGAUAGAUUAAUAAUGAUUUGUAAUAAUAUUGUGAAUAUUACCGCCAAUAAUGGUUCUGCUACACAGGUAGAGAAAACAAAUGCUAAAAUAAUAUUGCUACAAGAAUUAAGACAAGAACUUUUAAAAAGAGAAUUGCCGCAAGAAGCUUUAAAACAAGUACAGGAUCAAUUAACUCAGAAUUUUGUCAAGGAACAAAAAUAUUCUUUACAACUGCAGCAGCAACAACAACAACAACAAAAAUUGGUCAACAUCUCACCACCAUCCUCACAACUCCAACAAUUCCCCCUUUCGCAAGCAAAUAAGAAUAUUUUGUUUUCUAAUUCUUCAAUUCCUAUUAACAACGGCGCAAAUAUCAAUGCCCCCGCGGUUAUAAAUAACACAUCAGAUGAAUUUUCGAACAAUGGCAUUUUCGGCAUGUCUCAAAAUCCGUUAUUUCCUUCCACAAAUACUACUGCUAAUAAUAAUAUUUCUUCUACCAUUCCGAAUGCUAGUAAAGCAACCGACACAAUCAACAUUUCAAGAACAUCCCCGGAGGAAUUUAUUCAUCAAUUACAAGAAAAUAAGAUAAACAACUUGCAAAAACUAUAUAAUUCAUUGAAGGAAAAUGAUUUAUUAUAUAUUCCUGGAAAAGAAAGUAUCGUGGGCCUUUGUAAUAACUAUUUAUCUUCUAAUUCAAUAGAUUCUAUCGAUCUAAUUAAGAAUUUGCCCCCUUUAGAGUUACUAAACAAUUUAGUACAGGAUUCAAUUAGUAUUAAACUAGAUUUAAAUGCAUUUAUUAAUUCUUCCAAUUUUCAAUUAAAUAAUUGGACUAUUAACAACACUAAUAUUGACACUAAUAUUUCCAUCAAAAACGAUAAUAAUUAUGUCCAAUUUUUGUAUAGAUAUAAACCAUGUAAAUGUUCCAUGUGUGGAAAACGUUAUGUUACUAAAUCUACAGAAUUGAAUGAACACUUAGAUUGGCAUUUUAGAAUUAACAAAAAAUUGAAAAAUAAUCGAAACAAGGUUUUACAAAGUAGAAAUUGGUAUUUAAAUGAUGAUGAGUGGAUCCAUACGCCAAAUAGUAAUAAUAAUGAUACCGAUGCUAUUGUCUUUAAUGAUAACAGUGUUAGCAAUGGUGGCAUGAAUGAAUAUAAUAACCAUGCUAAUGUUAAUCACCGCUUAUUUGAUAAAAACCUUACAGGUAAUUUAUCAAUACAUGGAUUGGCGCAAGAAAAUCCUAAUCCUUUCUCAUUUACCAGAAUUAAUGAUACUGCUGCUGCUGCUGCUACUAGUUCUAAUUCUGAUAAUAAUAAUAAUAAUAAUAGCAGAAAGAGAUCAUUUGAUCAUAACACUAAUAUUAGAGAUAAUGAUUUCAUAACCCCGCUGCAUAAUGUAAAUAACAAAAAACACAGGCCAGAUAAAAUCCAAGAUAUUAAUUUGAUGUUUGAAGUUAUACCAGACUCAUCUAAUAGUAUGGAAAUAGAAUGUUAUAUGUGUAAAGAUGUUAUACAAGGAAUUUAUAACGAAGACGAGGGACAAUGGGUAUGGCCAAAUUGUAUUAAGACAGACGAUGGUAAUUAUUGUCAUGCUACGUGUUACUAUGAAAUUCAGCAAAACCAAUAG